CUGUCAUAUUAUUCUCGUCACUUUCUUUGAAUUUUCGUUUGUGUUCAAUUCCAUUUCAAGAGAAAUUGAAGCACUCAAGACAAGACUCAGGACUCCACACUCACACCUAUAUAUACUGAAACAAGGGAGAAGAUGAUGCAAUAAUACACAGACUGAAAUGGCAGCUUUGAAGUUCCAUAUUCUUAUCUUGGCCUCCUGGGCAACUCUUCUUAUUCCUUGCAGCUCCCAUGGCGAUUCAGGGCUUCAGAAAAGACAUGCAGCCCUGUACGUGUUUGGUGAUUCAUUAUUUGACCCUGGAAACAAUAACUACAUAAGUACCACCAAUGAUUACAAGGCAGAUUGGUCCCCUUAUGGUGAAACUUUCUUCAAGUACCCAACUGGCAGAUUUUGCGACGGACGUCUAAUCCCAGAUUUCAUUGCUGAGUAUGCAAAGUUGCCAAUUGUACCGGCAUUUUAUCCGAGGAUUGUGGACUAUACUUAUGGGGUCAACUUUGCUUCUGGUGGAGCUGGUUCUCUAAAUGAAACACAUAAAGGAUUCGUGAUACCCCUUAACGAUCAACUGCAUAAUUUCAAGAAUAUGGAGAAGCAUUUGAGGCACAAUCUAGGUGAUGCAAAAACCUACACAUUGCUGUCAAAUGCUGUUUACUUGAUCAGCAUUGGAGGCAAUGACUAUUUCACUCCAUUCGCGACAAAUUGUAGUUUCUUUGAGACUGACUCACAAGAGGAAUAUGUUGGCAUUGUGAUUGGAAACCUCACAAAUGUGAUCAAAGAAAUAUACAAUAAAGGAGGACGGAAAUUCGGGUUUACAAAAUUGCCACCUCUGGGUCUUGUGCCAUCCCAGAGACCAGGAAACAAAGGCACCUGUGUUAAAGAAGUUACAUCGCUAGCAAACAUACACAAUGCAGCACUUCCUAAACACCUUGAAAAGCUGAAGAGCAAGCUGCAAGGAUUCAAAUAUUCAAUUGCAAAAUUAGACACUUACCUAACUGAAAGAAUCAAUAAACCAUCUAAAUAUGGUUUCAAGGAAGGAAUGAGUGCAUGCUGUGGCUCUGGUCCAUAUGGAGGAAUUUAUAGCUGUGGAGGGAAGAGAGGUGUGGCCAAGUAUCAGUUAUGUGCCAAUGUUAGUGAGUAUGUCUUUUUCGACUCUUUCCAUCCAACAGAAAGGAUUUACCAGCAACUUUCCGAGCUAUGGUGGAACCAAGUACCUAAUGCCAAAGAGCCUUACAGUAAUCUGAAAGAGCUAUUUGAAGUUUAGCCAAAUGUGGGAUCUAUUUGUUUCAUAACAAACUCAGCAUUUUGCAGAUAUAUACAUGUUCUGUUCUGAAAAAGAGGUAAACUGCUAUGUAAUAAUUUCAAGUGGCCAAAAACAGAUCGAAGAAUCUGUAAUCAUGGU
Messenger RNA from Rosa rugosa (rugosa rose), 1393 nucleotides. RefSeq names its product GDSL lipase-like. The coding region runs from base 158 to 1255 and encodes 365 amino acids. The transcript has 5 exons. Lineage: Eukaryota; Viridiplantae; Streptophyta; Magnoliopsida; Rosales; Rosaceae. Gene Ontology annotation, molecular function: hydrolase activity, acting on ester bonds. The record is from RefSeq and is a predicted model, not a curated record.